UUGGUAGGAAUAGCCAAUUAGGCACUCACUUUGGUCGGUAACAGCGUCUGAUUGGGUAAAACUGUUGCAAUUCCUAUAUCCGAAGAAUUGAUGAUAAAUGCACUUAGGUUAUGUUAACCAUGGUGCCUGUUUUGACGUGAUGCGCGUGAUUCCAACACAUCGGACGAGGAGAAGCGGACUCUCCUCGUCGACGUCCCGUCGUAAUGCUACAGCUGACCAAACUCGUGCCUAAGGUUAUCCGCGGAUUUGUACAAUGUGCGUGCAUUACGUAUUGCGUGCACAAGUACAUAGGAGACAUCGUCGUGUGCAGUGGUCCAUCCAUGGAACCUACAUUAUACACUAACGACGUAUUACUUCUGGAACGAAUAUCACUUAGAUUACAGAGGCUCGAGAAAGGAGAUAUUGUUAUUUCCAAGUGUCCUAACAAUCCGGAACAGAAUAUAUGCAAGCGAAUUGUGGGCCUGCCUGGUGACAAGAUAAGAAAUGGUUUCACUGUAACCACGAUACCUUACGGACACGUUUGGUUAGAAGGCGACAAUAGGAAUAAUUCUACAGACUCACGGAUAUAUGGACCAGUACCUCAGGGAUUGUUACGCGGACGAGCUUUAUGUAAAAUACUUCCGUUGAGAGAUAUAACUAUGUUUACAACUAAAUAUGCAACCUAAAUUAUUUUUCACAUAAAGUAGAUUUUAUAAUAAUUGAGAAUCGUAAGAAUAUUCAUUCAACUAUACUUUAAUUAAAUUUAAUUUAAAAAAGUAAAAGUUUCCUUUUAUAUUAUUAAUACGUAGAGAUAGAGAGAGAUGAUUGAAAAGCUGGAAAAGGUAUUAUAUUGUUCAUAUAACAAAUGAAACGAAAACCUUAUACAGAUUUGUGUGUUUUUAUUCUUCCAGAAACGCAUAAGUCUAUACUUUUUUCACUUACCGAUGUUAAUUAUGUAUUUUACUCUUCUGAUUUUUCCCCCGCAUUGUGUAUAUGAGUAUAAGAUGUUAAUUUUAAGGUUAUAAUGUAAAUUCAAAUCUACUUCAUGGAUUAUUUUAUGUUAUGUUUACACGAAUCUCUCAUGUAGGCAAUACAAGUAAUGUAAAUUAAAAAUUGGAUAAUGCAAAAAGAUUGGACAAUACAAAAAGAAUAAAUUAUAAGAUUGUUAAUAA
Molecule: messenger RNA, 1151 nt
Organism: Monomorium pharaonis (pharaoh ant)
Lineage: Eukaryota; Metazoa; Arthropoda; Insecta; Hymenoptera; Formicidae
Product: mitochondrial inner membrane protease subunit 1
Exons: 3
Coding region: 204-665 (153 amino acids)
Cellular component (GO): mitochondrial inner membrane peptidase complex; membrane
Molecular function (GO): serine-type endopeptidase activity
Source: RefSeq, a predicted model, not a curated record